Molecule: messenger RNA, 5761 nt
Organism: Manduca sexta (tobacco hornworm)
Lineage: Eukaryota; Metazoa; Arthropoda; Insecta; Lepidoptera; Sphingidae
Gene: form3
Product: inverted formin-2
Exons: 25
Coding region: 248-4522 (1424 amino acids)
Biological process (GO): cellular component organization
Molecular function (GO): actin binding
Source: RefSeq, a predicted model, not a curated record
ACGCUCGGCGCGUUCACACGUCGCUUGUAUCGACGCAGCGUCAUAUUCCGCGAGUUUUGUGCACCAAAAGUUCGAUAAUUGUAUGACAGUCGACUGUUUUAAGUUUCGAGAAACUUAACCCCAGUGACAAAGUGUAUAUAAUGUGGUUUGAAACAAAACGACUUAAGUGAGUGCGUGUGAUAGUGUUUAGAUAAAUUUUACAUCAAUUGGUAUCCACAUGUCGUUCAACUUUAAAUAAAUCGUAAAGAUGGAGAGCCGCGUGGGUCUGGACUACAUCGUAGAGCAUGCGGAGUACGCCGGCAAGCUUGCCGCGGCUCUCACCUCGCCAGCAGCACCUGUCAAGAAGCAGGUGUUCGAGUUGCUAUCAGCACUAUGCGUGUACAACGCGGAUGGGUACGCGCGGGCGGUCGACACCCUCGACCGAUACAAGACGCUGAAAGGCGAGCGGUACCGACUGACCGUGGUGGUGGAAGAGCUCAAGAAUGCCACCACCACCGACUACAAGACCGCGUUGAUGGCCUUCAUCAACUGCCUCAUCAUAUCCGCUCCUCGGUUGCCAGAUAGGAUCAAAGUUAGGAAUGAAUUUAUUGGACUGGGCCUUCUACCCACACUCAAUAGUUUAAGACACGAAGCAGCCAGUCAUCAGGACUUGGGAGUCCAGCUAGACGUGUUCGAGGAGCAGAGGGAGAGCGACGAGGCGCAGGGUCCUGGAGGAAUCAAUCUCAAUUCACAUCUCGAUGUGUUCUACGCCAUACUUAAACAAGUAGCAGAUACGCCUCAAGAAAUCCCAUUCCUCAGUAUAUUGCAGCAUCUACUUCGAAUAGACCCUAAGGAACCCGUGAGCGAUAUAGUUUGGGACACAGCGGAGACACUAGUCCACAGAGCCACACUGCUGGAGUCCAGGGAAGAUGCUGCUAAACUCCUCAGAGCUCCCAGUGUUCAGGCCAAGGUCGGCUGCACGUGUCAACAUAGAGACACAUCAGCUGGCGGCAGGAAACAGAGCUUACAGCGAGCCUUGUCGCCGCCGCCACCACCUCCCGCACCAGCGCCUCCAUGUAUACCACCGCCUCCAGCUCCGAUGCUGCCACCGCCUCCGCCGUUUGGGCCUCCUCCCCCGCCCGUCCCACCUCCCCUGUCCGUACCCUCACCUCCAGUGCCACCAGCGCCGGUUAUGGACGUCAAACUACCGCAGCAGGAGACGCCGAUACCCAAGACCAAGAUGAAGACUAUCAAUUGGAACAAGAUACCGAAUAAUAAAGUAAUAGGCCAAAAUAACAUAUGGUCGAUAGUAGCGUCAAGUCACAAAAACACAGCGAAGGCGGAGUUGGACUGGAACGAGAUAGAAGAUCUAUUCUGCCAACAGAUACAGCCUCCUGGAUCCGCGGGCUCGUCUCCUCGUCUCGGCAGGAGUCCAAUCUGCGACAGCUCCGGGGAGAGGAAGCCCAGGAAGGAGUCAUCGGAGAUCACACUCCUCGACGGCAAGAGGAGCUUGAAUGUCAACAUUUUCUUGAAGCAGUUCCGAAGUUCCAACGAUGACAUAAUCCAGUUAAUUCGCGAGGGAGCGCAUGACGAAAUCGGCACUGAGAAGCUGCGCGGUCUGCUCAAGAUCCUGCCUGAGAUCGACGAGUGUGAAAUGUUGAAGGCUUUCUCUGGUGACGUCACCAAGCUGGGCAACGCUGAGAAGUUCCUUCUGCAGUUGAUCCAGCUUCCAAAUUAUAAACUACGCAUUGAGUGCAUGCUUUUGAAGGAGGAAUGGCCCUCAACUACCGGUUACUUGGAGAGUGCCAUAAACGCCAUUCUAGUCGCUGGCGAUGACCUCAUGUCUUCAAGAGCUUUGCAGGAAGUGCUGUACUUAGCUCUUAUCGCGGGCAACUUCUUGAACGCGGGUGGAUAUGCGGGUGGCGCCGCGGGAGUCAAGUUGUCCUCGCUGCAGAAACUGCCCGACAUCAGGGCCAAUAAACCUGGAGUCACCCUCAUGCACUAUGUAGCGUCGCAAGCAGAACGCAAGAACAAAGAGUUGAUCCACUUUGCGGACGACACGCGGGUGCUCGAAGAAGCGGCGAAAGCUAGCGUGGAACAGCUACACAACGAGAUUAAGACUUUGGAGCAUCGGGUGGGCAUGAUGAAGAAGGAAAUCCAGCUGCCGGUGACCCAGGCGGAUAUUAAAGAACAGAUGGGAGACUUCUUGCAGGUGGCAGAACAAGAUGUAUCAGCGCUCAACAAAGACAUGGAAGAAGUGGAAAGCAUCAGGAAACAGCUCGCCGAGUUCUUCUGCGAAGACCCAGUCUCCUUUAAACUCGAGGAAUGCUUUAAGAUAUUCGUGGUGUUCUGCACGAAGUUCCGUGCAGCUGUAAGCGACAACGAACGAAGACGCGCCAACGAAGAGCAGGCGGCGGCGAGGAGACGAGCCCGAGACGUCGCCGCUGCCAAGAUCAAGACUUGUGGUUCGAGCGGUUCGGUGACUGAUAACGAGUCGUUGAUGGAGUCCCUGCUGCUGGAUAUCCGCAACGGUCUCGCCCGCCGCUCCACAAGACGCAACAACGACCUCUCGCCAUCGCCUGAUGUGACACCAACGGGCAGUCUGCGCCGACGCAGCAGGGCGAGUCCUGGAGACGACGAGGAAGGUCUGCUAGAGUUCUUGCGACACUCGUCUCCUGCUGCAGGGGAUCUGCGAGAGAGGAGCGCCUGGGGCAGCCUAGAUCGGUCGUGGUCGCGCCGCAGCGGUCGGCGCGAGCCGGACACUCCCCCCGCCCGCGCCGGGCCGCCGUCCCCCGCGCCGCUGGCGAGCGCCGCACAGCCGUCGCUCGCGCCCGCCGCGCCCGCCUCCCCCGCCUGCUCCGCCUCUCCCGCCUCUCCCGCGCCACAACCAGAAGCGCCCGCUAAGCCCAAGGAAUGGCGACAGAAGAUCGAGUCAUGGCUGAGAGCCAACAGCCAGGAAGAAAAGCGCGAAGCGGAGCUGCGCGAGCGAGCGAGACGGCUGCAGGCCAACCGGCGCUCCUUGGAAAACGAUUCCGAGAGCGAACGAAGCGCAACACUAGACACUCUGCCGGAGGGCCGCGCCGAGUGGAGGCCUGCCGUGCUCCCCGACACCGACGUCGUACGCGCCUUAGAGGCUGUCGAAGAUGUCCAACCCCACACGAAAGACAGAAUGCCGUGGAGGAAGACAGAAGAAAACGAAGAAAUGCGAAGGCUAAGAAGGCAGCGGUCAAGACAGCAAAUCGAGGUCCCACAACAACUCAUAUCCAUUAGCGAAGAGGAAAAACGAACCCUUCCUGACAUCACCGUCACCAGCGCGAGAGACAUCAAACCGGAGAAAGUGGAACGCAAUGACAGAAUAGAGAUAGACUCUGAUAACAUAGAAACUCCACCGGCACAAAGGAAGAUGUUUAACCCACCACCGGACAGAGAACCUUGCAGGAAAUUCCAGCCUUUAAUACCCACCAGAGUGAGCUUGAAUGAUAAAGCCUCGAUAGAAAUGAAGGAUCUUUGUCAGGAAAUUCUAGGAGAUGGACAGUUCGACAGAUUCUCAGCGGCCAGAAGAACGAGAAGGUAUAAGAGAACUCCUGAAACUAGUUCUCCUGAAGAAGAGAAGAAACCAGAACCAACAGAGGCAGUCGCAGAGACACAGGUUAUGAGGCCUUCAAAACUCGACGUGCAAGCUUCAUAUCCAGUGGAGACGCCACCUCAGACAAAAACAGUUGAAACGGUUAAAGAUGACAAGGAAAACAGGCUCAAACGCUGGCAAGAUAAGUUAAAGAACCAAAGCACAGAGAAGAUAGUAACCAAAGAAACCAAACCCUACUUGAGGUCAAGGCGGCAGACUUCAAUCAAUCAGGAGGAUGUCCAGAAAGCGAUUAGAGAACUCAAAUCACCGACUGAAAAUCCAACUGGAGUUUGGUCUAGGAAUGCUUAUAGGAAAUCCAUGAAUGCUAAGAUUGACAAAGUGCCUGAAAGAACUACGUCUCCAAGGAUAUCGAAGGUGAAAAGCGAACAUGAGCUGAAUGAUGAAGGGUUUGAAGAGACACAGAGCUUGAACUCAGAGAGCGCGUCGCAAGGAGCAUCAUCAGGUUGCAAUGUCGAAUGUGAUUCACCAGUUCCAAAAGUUCUGAAAUCCCCUGAAAUCCCAAAGAAAGUGCCAGCCAAAGAGUUAAAGGUCCCUCCGCGGACACCGAUUGACCCCAAACGCGCCGUUCCCCGACGGACCAACUCCCUUAGGGUUGAGAGAUCAACGUCUAGAACAUCUUUGAGGAGUUCACGAAGUUCUUUAAAUAGCUCAGCGUCUGUAGCCACGGUUAAGAAGGCACCAGCUCCAAUAGUCAAACCAACUCCGAAGCCGAUCCCCAAACCAGUGGUGCCUAGAAUGCCAGCAUCAAGAUCUUCAUCAAGUGGGAGCUCGGUUGGAGCCGCAAGGCCUCCGUUGAAGAACUUACCCAGGACAUCAGGGUUCAUGAGACCUACCCAAGCAUCGAAAGGGAGGGGUGGUCUCACUCCACAGCAAAUCGUCCGAGCCAGUGUGAAAUAGGUGCUAUUUGUUGGUAUAAUAUUGUUAUACAAUUUGAUUUGUCAGAUCGCUGAGUUAGACAAGUGACGUCACUGAUGCAGUCUGUCAAAAUGUAUACAGUAAAUGCUCUGUCUGUAUGAGUCAAUUGAAAUCGGUGCUAAGUCCAGUCGGACGAGAUUUUAGUAUGACGAAUCAGCUCUUUAUAAUGUUGUUUAUAGAAAAGAAAUUAAGUUUUUACCAAUAAUCACGAAGGAUAUGAAAAAUGACAUAUAUUUUUUACCUGACAAGCCAUAUUUUUUACUUUUGUAUGUUAAACGAAAAGGUUGUCAAUUACACAAAGCGAAGGUGCAUUUGGAUAUUAUUAUAAUUAUAAAGGGCUGAUGUAACCCAGUGAAUAAAUCAAGGGCCAGACAUCUAGGCAGUUAAUAAAAAUAUAUUCACGUAUUAACCAUUAAAAUUAAAAAAAAAUAUUAUUGGAAACUUCAGAUGCCAAUAGGUGCUAGAAUCUCAACGAAAAAUCUGAAGCUUUCAAUGACUUAUUUAGAUUAAGUCAUAUCACUUAGAUCUGUCUAUACGUAAAACCCGUACAUAUUUUUAUAUUAUUUAAUAAAAUUAUAUAUAAAACAAUUCGAAGUGCCACGAGUCAGUACGGGUAUUAUUUAAAUUUUAUAUAAGGCAACUAAAUUUCACGUGUCAGAAUCUAAUUAUUCUGACAUUUUUCAAUUGACUCCAAUGGUUUCUAAGAUUGAAAAGUUUUCCAUCACGCUUCAAUUAAAUACAUUCCGAUAUGCAACAAUGCAUUUAUUAAUUUUAAAAAAUCUUGGUGAACAAUCAAUCUAUUAGAUAUCGAUUGCACCAGCUGUCCUUAUAUUGCCUACUCGUUGAGAAUAGGUACAAAAGGGCUAGCGAAACCGAUGGAAUUCAAGUCAUUAUGGCUAAGAAAUUUGGAAAACAUUGUGAGUUAAUUGGAAAAUUCAGAAUAAUUAAAGACAAUGUGAUUUUCCAAGUCAGAAUCCCACAUUAAUUGGAGUCAUUAAUUUUUUGUAUUAUUUACUAAUGUAAUAUAUUUUUAAUAUUAAACAAAGACCAUAGUUAAUGAUCUGAUUUUUAUACGUAAAUGUAAGAUCUUUUUCAACUUGUCACAAAACACAAAGUAAGUUAAUGGAAUAAAAUUAUAUUGUGUAAGAUUUAACACCAAUGUCUUGUUGUAAGUGUUUAUUUACUAAACGAAAAUACAAUAAAAUUAUAUAUCUACGUAAA